Aspergillus homomorphus CBS 101889 is the source of this 1807-nucleotide messenger RNA. RefSeq names its product AMP-binding enzyme. The transcript is spliced from 4 exons. Bases 25 to 1656 code for a protein of 543 amino acids. The record is from RefSeq and is a predicted model, not a curated record. Lineage: Eukaryota; Fungi; Ascomycota; Eurotiomycetes; Eurotiales; Aspergillaceae.
UCCAAAACAAGAUCUUCUCUCAUCAUGACUCAGAGUGUUUUUCCCCUCCCCGGAGUGCAGCACGGAAAGCGCAUCAUCCCUGCUGUGAUCGAGGCGCGGGCAAGAAAGGAGAAUGACACUCCCUGGGUCUCACUCCCCAUUAACGAGGACGAUCUGUCUCUUGGCUUCAAAGACAUUUCUUUCAAAGCCCUGAACAAUGCAGCCAACCACGCCGCCCACUGGCUAAGGCAGAAUCUCCCGGAUGCGUCUGAGCCAUUCCCGACAUUCGCCUACACUGGCCCCAAGGACAUCCGCUACCCGAUCCUUGCGGUGGCAGCGGCGAAACUGCAGAAAGUGCUUGUACUCCCUUCGCCGUUGGUAACGGCAGAAGCGCAACUCCGAAUUCUGGAACAGGCGAGCUGCACGGUGUAUGUGCGGCCAUUGGCUAUGAAAGCCCAGAUUGAUGCGAUUCUACAAAAUGCCCCUCAUGUGCAAGCUAUCAAUCUUCCGGAUCUUGAGGAGUUCCUCAAGGAGGAAGAAGCAGAGCCAGUAACCUAUAGUAAGACAUGGGACGAAGGAAAAGAUGACCCGUGGCUGGCGUUCCACACCUCCGGCACAACAGGAAACCCCAAGCCGGUGGUAUAUACCCACCGCAUGUUGGCCGCAAUCGACAUGAUCGCCGCGUCCCCCAACAUCAAGCAGAGCAUGAUCCACCACGCCGCCCUGCACAGACUCUUCACACCGAUCCCUUCACUCCACGUCACCGGCAUGAUGCUCAUCCUCGCCACAACCACAUACGUCCACACGACCGCAGUGCUCGGGCCAUCCGCCCCCUUAACCCCAGCGACCGUCGUCUCCGUCUUCAAGAAUACCAAAGUAGACGUUACUCUUCUACCCCCUGCCCUCAUCGACGGUCUCUGCGCGAGCGAAGACGGCCUCGCCGCCCUCCGCCAACUCGACUUGAUCAUGUACACCGGCGCCCCGCUGGCAGCCAAAUCCGCCGCCCUCCUGAUCCCGCAGGUCAGCCUCGUCAACGGCGUCGGCAGCACAGAAGCGGGCGGGUACUUCGCGACGAUGCACGAGCACCGCGACGCGUGGGACUACCUGUGCUUCACGCAGCAAGCGGGCGCCACGUUCGAGCCGCGGACCGCCGACGGCCUGCACGAGCUCGUCUUCGUGCGCCCCACCACAACGCCAGAUACGGAUGCCGACCCCGACUUCCUUCCCCAGAUCUUCCAGGUAUAUCCCGAGCUGGACCGCUACGAGACGAAGGACCUCUGGCGCCAGCACCCCGUGUACAAGGACCUGUGGACGAUCGUCGGCCGCACGGACGACUACGUCCCUCUGUCGCAUAGCGAUGGGCUGCAUGCUUCGUCGCUGGAACCGGAGAUUACGGCUCAUCCGGCGAUCAAGACGGCCUUGAUCGGUGGGCAUGGCCGUGCGAAGCCUGCGUUGGUGUUGGAGCUUGUUCCUGGCACCGACGGGUUUGAGGUGGAGAGUCUCAGGCCGUAUGUUGAGAAGAUGAAUCAGCGGUGCCAUGAGUGUGUUAGACUGGAUAUGAACAGGAUCAUUGUCGCGAGCGACGAGAAGCCGUUCGUGUACACGGUCAAAGGGAGUGUAGCCCGCAUGCAGACUUUGAGGCUCUAUGAUCCGGAGAUUGAUGCGCUGGAGGCGUAGGCUCUCUUGUAGCCGUUUUGGGGUGUGAAUGGGUUCUGAUAUGUCAUGUGUUGGUGGAGGAUGUAGGUACUGUACAUAGAUACUAGUCUGCCAUUUCCACAAGCUCUACAGCACUACACAGAGGAUGAAUAGAAGUCGGUUUUUCUUGGAG